AUGACGCAAGUUCUCCCUCAAAUACAAGUUCGAUUUACAACAAACCAGAGGCAAUAUAUAGUGACAGAUUCUGCGAUACUCGUUCCUACAAACUUACGUCGUUAUGGAUUAUCGGAAAUCAUUAAUCAUUUGUUGGGUACAGAAAAGCCAAUUCCGUUUGAUUUUAUGAUAAAUGGCGAAUUUCUGAGAUCUAGCCUUGACGAGUAUCUAAAAAUUGCUGGGCUAUCGACGGAAACAACUCUUACUCUCGAGUAUGUAGAAUCGAUCCUUCCACCACGAGAGCUGUCUGCAUUUCAACACGAUGACUGGAUAAGUUCGGUUAAAAUCGAGCAGAGCAUGAUAGUCACUGGCUCAUAUGAUAAUAAGAUCAGAAUAUGGAACACAUCUGGUGAAUGCAAACAGACGUUCAGCGGACAUGAUGCACCAGUAAAGAGUAUCGACUUGUAUUGUGUACAAGGCGAACGCACUAUCUGUGUGUCUGCGUCACAGGAUCGGACAGUUCGCGCAUGGUCGAUAUUAGAAGAGGAUUAUAAUGAUAGAUGCGGACUGAUGUAUGAAUGUAGAGGACAUAAAGGUAGCGUGGAAUGUGUUAGAUUCGAUGCGCAUGGUAAUCAGGUUGCAUCAGCAUCAGCAGAUUCAACAAUAAACCUGUGGAAUACACUUCCGCCAGAUGAGGACGAGUUAGUAACACCCGAAACCAGUCACAUAUCAAGGGAGAAACCUGAAAUCUAUGUCAAAAAACCAGAAGCAACUCUGCUCGGACAUACAGGUCCAGUACAGGCAAUCGUAUAUGAUGAUGAAUAUGGGUCUAAUAGACUAUACAGUGGUGGAUGGGAUCAUUCUGUAAGAAUGUGGGACGUUGAAUCACGAGUUAAUGUGGAUACCAAAAACUCGGAUAAAGUCAUUCUAUGCAUAGCAUAUUCCGACGUAAAUCUAACAAAGAUUACCCUAUCGUCACACCAAAAUUGGGUAUCGUCACUCACAUGGUCACCCGUCUCAGCAUACAUACUAGCAUCUGCGUCGUACGACGGUACAUUGAAAAUAUGGGACAUAAGAAGUAAGACUCCAUUAUAUACACUCAGUCAGAGGGAUAAUAGCAAGAAGUUAUUCUGUGUAGAUUGGAAUAAUGGCAUCAUAGUCAGUGGAGGAGAAGAUUGUCAAUUACGAGUUUACAGUGGAGACAAAAUACAUGGAGAAAGUGUGAGUAGCGAGUGA
Molecule: messenger RNA, 1215 nt
Organism: Paraglomus brasilianum
Lineage: Eukaryota; Fungi; Glomeromycota; Glomeromycetes; Paraglomerales; Paraglomeraceae
Source: the annotation of a GenBank genome assembly